AUGGCUCUAGAUCAAACGCAGACUUUCGCUGGUUUGGGUCUGUUGCCGUCCUUGUGUGAGGCGUGUCAAGCGCUUCGGUUGCAACGACCUACCCCUAUCCAGCAGGCGUGCAUUCCAGCAGUACUCAACGAGCGAUACCGCGUUGUCAUUGGAGCCGCUGAAACAGGCUCUGGGAAAACUGCCGCUUUCGUGUUGCCAAUUCUUCAGUUGUUGGUUCGUGAUCCCUGCGGGCCAUUUGCGGUGAUUCUGACGCCAACGCGGGAGCUAGCAGCGCAGAUUGCGGAACAAACCCUCGCACUGGGGUCGCGAGUAGGCGUCAGAGUUGAGACGGUUGUAGGCGGCCUCGAUGCGGUGCACCAGACCACUGUACUGGAAAGAGAACGCCCACACAUUCUCGUGGCAACGCCUGGGCGUCUUGCAGCGUUUAUUCGGCAGCAGCAAGCAGCUGAUCAGACUUUGCUCCCGCGUAGACGGCCAGAAGGGAGUCAGCGCUGUCGCUACUUUUGCAGAUUGCGGUUCCUGGUGCUUGACGAGGCAGAUCGUCUCCUGGAAGAGGGUUUUGCGGCAGACCUGGCGACACUGUUGGGUGCGUUACCCGUAACGCGUCGUACGCUCCUAUUUUCUGCUACAAUGUCGCGACAGAUGGAGCGCAUUCAGCAACUGGUCGUGGCGGAAACCGACGGAUCCCAGGUAUUUGCAUUUGACGCGAAUCGAGGACUCACUGACCAGGGGAUCUACGCGACAGUGGCGUCGCUGAAGCAUUACUACCUUCUCGUUCCGGCCGCGAUCCGAGAUGUAUAUGCCGCAUACGUCUUGCUGCACGUUGUCGGUUCAGGAGAGGACGCCGUCCUCAAGAUGCUGCGACGCCGUCGGCGCCAGCGCGAGGCCCGCACCGCUGACGAAGACAACGACGACGCUGACAAUGACCACGUCGGACGCGACGAAACGAACGGAUCAAUGGAAGCCACGGCACUUGGAGCGCAUACCAGGUUCCCGAAUGGCGAAACCGACGGGUCUGAGUCGCGAUCAUCACCGACGAUCGAGUCGAGUAGCGCCUCGAUGGUGCUUGCCAUGGUGUUCACCGCGUCUUGUGCCCAGUGUGCGAUUUUUGCGAGCAUUUUGGAUCGACUCGGGCUGCCGGUUGGCGCCCUCCAUGGUAGACUAUCACAGCCUGAAAGGAUAGCGGCCCUGCAGGGUUUCAAAUCAGGCAGACACCGCAUCCUUGUUUGCACGGAUCUCGCCGCACGCGGCCUCGACAUUCCCAAAGUUCAUCUCGUGCUCAAUUUCGAUGUGCCGCGGGAUGUCAGCGUUUACGUACAUCGAGUCGGGCGAACAGCGCGAGCCGGCCGACCCGGUAAAGCGCUAAGCAUGGUCACGCAGUACGAUAUUGCACUUGUGCAAGCGAUCGAGGCAACCUGUGGUAUCCGUCUCGCAGCAUGGGAUGGCCCCGGUGAGGCCACAUCCGAUAAUCGAGUGAUGCGCAUCCUCGCACCCGUUCUGAAAGCGCGUCGAAUAGCUCGCCUGGAAUUGCUCGAACGUGGAACUAUCACCCAAGCCGAGCUCAGUGACUUGGGAAAUCCCCCGAAAUUGGCCCGCCCACGUACAGCUUCCAAAAUCAUCACCAAAUUGAGCCAUACCCGAUAG
Cyanidioschyzon merolae strain 10D is the source of this 1644-nucleotide messenger RNA. RefSeq names its product similar to ATP-dependent RNA helicase. Bases 1 to 1644 code for a protein of 547 amino acids. The transcript has a single exon. NCBI's taxonomy places the organism in Eukaryota, Rhodophyta, Bangiophyceae, Cyanidiales, Cyanidiaceae. The record is from RefSeq and is a predicted model, not a curated record. Gene Ontology annotation, molecular function: nucleic acid binding; RNA helicase activity; ATP binding.